AUGGCUGUGGCCGUGACCUUCGGGGCGCGGGGUGCGCGCCGGUCCGGUCCGGGCGGGGAGAAGGUCACGCACACGGGCCAGGCCUAUGACGUCGGGGACUGCAGGAGGAUCCGCAUCGUGGGCCGGCAGAAGGAGGUGAAUGAGAACUUCGCCAUUGACCUCAUUGCUGAGCAGCGCGUGAGCGAGGUGGGGAGCCGCGUGGUGUCCUGCGACGGCGGUGGGGGUGCCUUGGGCCACCCCCGGGUGUACAUCAACCUGGACAAGGAAACCAAGACGGGCACGUGCGGCUCCUGCGGCCUGCAGUUCCGGUGGCAGCAUCACUAGUGGCGGGGCGCCAGAAUAAAGGGCGUCUCCAGG
Messenger RNA from Sorex araneus (European shrew), 357 nucleotides. Its product is annotated as NADH dehydrogenase [ubiquinone] iron-sulfur protein 6, mitochondrial-like. The record is from RefSeq and is a predicted model, not a curated record. Gene Ontology annotation, biological process: mitochondrial electron transport, NADH to ubiquinone. Lineage: Eukaryota; Metazoa; Chordata; Mammalia; Eulipotyphla; Soricidae. Bases 1 to 324 code for a protein of 107 amino acids. The transcript has 2 exons.